AUGGGACCUAGAUAUCUAGGUCUGUGGGUGAGUGUGGCUAGGAAUGUCGAUGCCGGCGUGGCAUCGCGUUAUCAGCGCGAGCGGCGCGCCGCGCGACAACAACAGGACUUGAGAGCCGAUCUCAAUAAUAACAAGAAAAGAAAACGGUCCAGUUUCAGCGAGGCUUCCGGAUGGCUCGGACGGGGCGCGGCUGGCUCGCUCGCACACCCCUACUACGGUAACUCUCUCACUCUAACGGUACUAGCGUUCACAGAUAGCCGAUAG
Molecule: messenger RNA, 264 nt
Organism: Danaus chrysippus (African queen)
Lineage: Eukaryota; Metazoa; Arthropoda; Insecta; Lepidoptera; Nymphalidae
Source: the annotation of a GenBank genome assembly